Paramecium sonneborni is the source of this 1766-nucleotide messenger RNA. NCBI's taxonomy places the organism in Eukaryota, Ciliophora, Oligohymenophorea, Peniculida, Parameciidae. The record is from the annotation of a GenBank genome assembly.
AUGAAAAUUUUAAUAGUUAAUGGGUAUGGGAAAUGUAUGAAAGGAUUUAGAAGUUCAGAACAUUACAAACAAAUUAUAAAAGAAGUAAAAGGCUAAUGGAAUUAAUUUUUAGGUUUUGACAGGUAAAAAGGAAAUGAUCGAUACAGAAUUAGAAUUCUUCUUUGCAGAUAGAGAUUCUAUUGAUGACUUUCUUUAUGAAAUAGACAGUUCUUUUGUAAGAGUUGAAUGUGGUAAAAUGUUUGAUUCAAUUGAUUUAAUCUUCUUUGAAGGAGAUGCAAAUCUUAGACCUUGGUCUCCUAAUGCCUAUAAAUUCUUAAUCUUAUUAAGAAUGUGUAUGAGAAGUAAUAAGAUUCUAUUUGCUUCAUCAUUUGCCAUGUAAGGCUUAGUGUUUCUGAUUGCAUCUAAUGUUGAAUGUGUACAAACUUACCACUACUUUAGUAAUUCUCAGUUAUCAAUGGACUUAAUGGUGGAUAAUUAGGAGAUCUCUCUAAAAUUAAGAAACCUCUUAAUGAUAUCAGAAUGAAUGAUUUCUUUCUUGAUAAUGUCACUGGUGAUUUAUAUAGCUUUAAUUAUGAUACUGGAGAAUGGGUAAGCAAAGGAAAUGCUGGUUUACAUAGUAGAAGAUCAGCUGAAGAAUUUAAAACUAUUGGAAAAUAUAUUGUUAAAGCUCCAUAAUAUAAAGUAUCAAGAAUGAAAGAAAUUGAUUAACUCUAUGUUUCUAAAGAAAAUGAAAUUGUAUGUUCUCUUAGAAAAAAUUCUAUGCAUAAUUAUCUUUUUAUUGGAUUACCUUUUGAAUUUGUUGUGCCUUUCAAAAAUUCUUGGGAUGUUCAUCCUUUCAAUUUUGUUAAUCCUAAAAAAACAUUUUAAACUAUGGCUGAUUGUGAAAAAGGUUUUUUCUUUUUCUUUUUAUUUUUAGGACCCCUUGUCAUUUCUGUAUCAGACAAUAUCGUUGCAACUUAAUUCUCUAUACGCUCUAAAUAUAAAGAAACUGUUUAAAUUAUGCGUAAUUUUAUGGGUUAUUAAUUAAGUAUUUCCUUUAUUUUAAUUUAGCUAAAUUAUGUUCUGGAAGAGCUUAAACUAUUCCUAUUGAAAUUGCUUCCGUUAAAUAAAAUGAUAAUGCUAUGGAUAUUUUUUUAGAAUAAUUAAGUCGUAGCAAAUAUCAUAACUAAAAAACUAUUAAAUUUAAUGUUAUUACAGAGUUUCAUCAUGCAGGAUUUGCUGCUAAAAAAUCUAAUUAAUUAGAUGUAGUUGUUAAUAAUGCUAUUGGAAAAAGAAAAUUUAAAUAAACUAUCUAAAAAUUAAAUCCUAAAGAAUUAGAAAAAUUACUUGAUUAAGUACAUAUUUCCCUUCUAUUUUUUAUUUAGAAUUCUUCCCUCUAAAAUUAACAUUUCUAAAAUGACUAAGAUCGUUAGCCAAGUAUACAUAGUGCAUAACCACAUUUUAAUAAUGAAGAAUAGCCUUACAUAUUUAAUAAAACUGGUGUUGAAAUCAUUUAAUUUCUUCAUCCUACUAUUGAUAAAAGCAUUUUACCUGAUCCAAAACCUCUUUGGGUUCCUGGCUAUUUAUCACAAAGUAAAUUAUAAAAAAGCUAACUACAAUAAAAGUAGAAUACUACCACAGGAACAGGAGAAGAAGGAUUAUCUACUCCUUUCUUGACUGAAUAAAAACUAAUCUCUACUUCUAAAAUACCUAGAACUGCUUCAUAGCCACAUUUUAGAGUAAUAUAAAAAGAUAAAUGGAUAACAAAUAAGAAUUUUAAAGUUUGA